Messenger RNA from Gorilla gorilla gorilla (western lowland gorilla), 2477 nucleotides. It is a transcript of the gene NKX2-5, whose product is annotated as NK2 homeobox 5. The record is from RefSeq and is a predicted model, not a curated record. NCBI's taxonomy places the organism in Eukaryota, Metazoa, Chordata, Mammalia, Primates, Hominidae. The coding region runs from base 208 to 546 and encodes 112 amino acids. Gene Ontology annotation, cellular component: nucleus. Gene Ontology annotation, biological process: regulation of transcription by RNA polymerase II; cell differentiation. The transcript has 2 exons. Gene Ontology annotation, molecular function: RNA polymerase II cis-regulatory region sequence-specific DNA binding; DNA-binding transcription factor activity, RNA polymerase II-specific.
GCCCAAUGGCAGGCUGAGUCCCCCUCCUCUGGCCUGGUCCCGCCUCUCCUGCCCCUUGUGCUCAGCGCUACCUGCUGCCCGGACACAUCCAGAGCUGGCCGGCGGGUGCGCGGGAGGGCGGCGGCACCAUGCAGGGAAGCUGCCAGGGGCCGUGGGCAGCGCCGCUUUCUGCCGCGCACCUGGCGCUGUGAGACUGGCGCUGCCACCAUGUUCCCCAGCCCUGCGCUUACGCCCACGCCCUUCUCAGUCAAAGACAUCCUAAACCUGGAGCAGCAGCAGCGCAGCCUGGCUGCCGCCGGAGAGCUCUCUGCCCGCCUGGAGGCGACCCUGGCGCCCUCCUCCUGCAUGCUGGCCGCCUUCAAGCCAGAGGCCUACGCCGGGCCCGAGGCGGCUGCGCCGGGCCUCCCAGAGCUGCGCGCAGAUCUGGGCCGCGCGCCUUCACCGGCCAAGUGUGCGUCUGCCUUUCCCGCUGCCCCCGCCUUCUAUCCACGUGCCUACAGCGACCCCGACCCAGCCAAGGACCCUAGAGCCGAAAAGAAAGCCUGAAAUUUUAAGUCACCGUCUGUCUCCCUCACCAGGGUGUGAACUGCCCCGAGGGCAGAGACCUCCCGUUCUGUUCUCCAGCGCCUUGAGCCAGCCUGACUUUCUACAAAUGCUGAGUGAGACGUGUCGGUGGCUCCCAGUGUACUUGGCAGAGUGAGCCGCAGCCAGCUGGGCGCUCCAGGCAGGACACAGUGGCCUCCACGAGGAUCCCUUACCAUUAUUGUGCGGCCGCGCUCCGUAGGUCAAGCCGCUCUUACCAAGCGUCUCUCUGCCUCUCUGUUCCCCCUCAGAGCUGUGCGCGCUGCAGAAGGCGGUGGAGCUGGAGAAGACAGAGGCGGACAACGCGGAGCGGCCCCGGGCGCGACGGCGGAGGAAGCCGCGCGUGCUCUUCUCGCAGGCGCAGGUCUAUGAGCUGGAGCGGCGCUUCAAGCAGCAGCGGUACCUGUCGGCCCCCGAACGCGACCAGCUGGCCAGCGUGCUGAAACUCACGUCCACGCAGGUCAAGAUCUGGUUCCAGAACCGGCGCUACAAGUGCAAGCGGCAGCGGCAGGACCAGACUCUGGAGCUGGUGGGGCUGCCCCCGCCGCCGCCGCCGCCUGCCCGCAGGAUCGCGGUGCCAGUGCUGGUGCGCGAUGGCAAGCCAUGCCUAGGGGACUCGGCGCCCUACGCGCCUGCCUACGGCGUGGGCCUCAAUCCCUACGGUUAUAACGCCUACCCCGCCUAUCCGGGUUACGGCGGCGCGGCCUGCAGCCCUGGCUACAGCUGCACUGCCGCUUACCCCGCCGGGCCUUCCCCAGCGCAGCCGGCCACUGCCGCCGCCAACAACAACUUCGUGAACUUCGGCGUCGGGGACUUGAAUGCGGUUCAGAGCCCCGGGAUUCCGCAGAGCAACUCGGGAGUGUCCACGCUGCAUGGUAUCCGAGCCUGGUAGGGAAGGGACCCGCGUGGCGCGACCCUGACCGAUCCCACCUCAACAGCUCCCUGACUCUCGGGGGGGAGAAGGGGCUCCCAACAUGACCCUGAGUCCCCUGGAUUUUGCAUUCACUCCUGCGGAGACCUAGGAACUUUUUCUGUCCCACGCGCGUUUGUUCUUGCGCACGGGAGAGUUUGUGGCGGCGAUUAUGCAGCGUGCAAUGAGUGAUCCUGCAGCCUGGUGUCUUAGCUGUCCCCCCAGGAGUGCCCUCCGAGAGUCCAUGGGCACCGCCGGUUGGAACUGGGACUGAGCUCGGGCACGCAGGGCCUGAGAUCUGGCCGCCCAUUCCGCGAGCCAGGGCCGGGCGCCCGGGCCUUUGCUAUCUCGCCGCCGCCCGCCCACGCACCCACCCACCCGUAUUUAUGUUUUUACCUAUUGCUGUAAGAAAUGAGGAUCCCCUUCCCAUUAAAGAGAGUGCGUUGACCCCGCACGUGUGCUUCUUUCAGCUUGCGGCGCUUCAGAAGCAGGAGAGAGGUGGCCGCCCGGGACUGGUCUCAGAUCUCAGGCACAGGCAUUCGCUGAGCAAAUUGAUAACAUUGAUACUAAUAAAACCUAACCCUUGCUGGAACCAUACUGGUUCCGUGUGGGGCACUUUCUGAGAUUGUCUCAUAUAAUCCUCAAUAAUCCAAAAAAAAAAAAACCUAUUUUAAAGUGUAGAAGCUGAGGCCCGGAGAGGUUUAAUGACUUACCUGCGAGCAAAUAGCCAGUACUAGUCGAACUCAGGUUAAAUUCUGGAUGCCUCACUUCAGAGACCGCCUUCCCUGUGCUCCCAAGCUCCCCUCCUUGAAUCCUAAUGUGUGCCAGGCAUGGUUCCAGGCACUGGGCAUUAAAUGGACAGCAAAAGAACCUGGGCUCUCUGUAGCUGGAGAGCACCGUGAUCAUCCCACUUAAAAGAACUCCUUAGCCUGUUUACAGAUGGAAAAGCCAAGAACCCAAGCCCUUGGCAAGCGUUCUUAGGCUC